AUGGUCACCCCAACCAAUAAGAACCUAUUCACUUGGGCCUUGAAGACACCCCUUGGGAAACACAGACUAUGCCAAAGAAAACCAAUAUUUGGCGUGUUUGAAAAAAAAAAAUGUCCACCAGCUGCGGACGGUAUGGAGCGGUUUGCGUGCCCGACACCCGACCGACAAGGGCGCUACCGCUGCAUUGACGACCAUGUGUUGUGUGACGGCUUCAUCGACUGCCCCAGUGGCGAGGAUGAAGACCGACAGGCUUGCAUGUUCUACAAAACGACGAAAGCCCACCUAGAUGUCCUGGCCGACGCGCUACUGCGGUGGGCGCGUGGCCGCUAA
Molecule: messenger RNA, 330 nt
Organism: Spodoptera exigua (beet armyworm)
Lineage: Eukaryota; Metazoa; Arthropoda; Insecta; Lepidoptera; Noctuidae
Source: the annotation of a GenBank genome assembly